AUGACUAACUCAAAGGGUCUCAGACGCGGUACGCGUUACAUGUUCGCUCGCGAUUUCCGCAAGCAUGGAGUCGAGCAUCUUUCAACCUACUACCGUAUAUACAAGCGUGGAGAUAUCGUUGAUAUCAAGGGUAAUGGAGCUUUCCAAAAGGGUAUGCCCUUCAAGGCUUACCACGGAAAGACCGGACGUGUUUUCAACGUAACCAAGUCUGCUGUUGGAGUCAUCGUCAACAAGCGUGUAAAGGGAAAGAUUCUUCCCAAGAGAAUCAACAUCCGCGUUGAACACAUCAAGCCAUCUAAGUGCCGUUUGGAUUUCCUCAACCGUGUUAAGGACAAUGACACUAAGAGAAAGGAGGCUAAAGCCAAGGGAGACAAGAAGCCCCUCUUAAAACGUCUUCCAGUUGGACCACGUGCUGCCCAUGUUGUCAGCAUUAGUGAGAUUGAGACUAUCGCUCCUCUCCGUUACGAGAUUGUGGCUUAA
This is a messenger RNA of Auanema sp. JU1783, 480 nucleotides long. NCBI's taxonomy places the organism in Eukaryota, Metazoa, Nematoda, Chromadorea, Rhabditida, Rhabditidae. The record is from the annotation of a GenBank genome assembly.